Brassicogethes aeneus is the source of this 4110-nucleotide messenger RNA. The record is from the annotation of a GenBank genome assembly. Lineage: Eukaryota; Metazoa; Arthropoda; Insecta; Coleoptera; Nitidulidae.
AUGGCGCGCUAUGGCGCGUUUUUACUGUUUCUGGCGUGUCUCGCCAGACUGUAUGCUUUGGCCGAACAGACCAAGUGUCCCAGUCUGGCGGCGAAUCCGUCCUGCCACUGCUUUAACUUCGAAAACGGCAUUUUCCUUGAGUGUCCCAGUGCGACAGCCGAUUCUAUUAAGGCGGUUCUGCGAAUUAUACAUGGACCAAUACAGUCGCUUAGUAUAUACGACCCCGAAAAAAACCUAUUAAAGCUACCAAAAAACUUCUUUCCGGACACCAUUGUUAUCAAGCAUCUCAUCAUCUCCCAAUCAUAUAUUCAAGAAAUACACGAUGACAGUUUGUUACCCCUUAAAGGUCAAAUCGAAUCAUUUGGAAUGAUAUCUGGUAGAUUAAAAGAAGUACCACAAAAAGCUUUUAAGGGUAUGCUUAAAAUGAUUUCGCUUGAUAUGGAAUCAAAUCAAAUCACUGACCUGCCCAGUUACAGCUUUUACGGGCUUCAUUUAAUAAAGCUAAACUUGAAAGGCAACAAAAUUGAUAAGGUAUCGGAAUAUGCGUUUGCUGGUUUAGAAGAUACUCUUUCUGAGUUGGAUAUGGCUGAAAAUAAGCUCCAAAUAUUUCCACUUAAAGCCCUAAGACGGCUAGAUCGAUUACGGCAUCUACGAUUGCCGUGGAACGAAAUUAAAAGUAUAAACGGCGAUGGCUAUUCGAGACUGAAUUCCCUCAUAUUUCUGGAUCUUAGUUCGAAUAAUUUUGAAAAUCUGGGUGAUGACUGUUUUCAACCUUGUCCGUUGGUUCAAACGCUAUCCCUUUACUACAAUGUUAUAGAAACAGUACAUGAACGUGCUUUUGUAUCACUUAAAGAGCUUCAGUCUAUAGAUCUGAGCCAUAAUAAGAUUGUUCAUUUGGAUCCGCUUACAUUCGAAAAUAAUAGAAAAGUAAAAUCUAUCGAUUUGAGCCACAAUCAUGUCCAUUACAUUAGUGGUGUGUUUGCUUUUUUGCCCGAAUUAAAGGAACUUUUCUUAUCGGAAAAUAACAUAUUGGAAAUUCCCUCGGAUGCGUUCACGAACUCAGUUAAUUUAACAGUCAUUUACCUGCAACAAAACGCCAUACGUCGCGUAGACUCCGAGUCAUUAUCGACCCUAUUUAACCUGGUGCAAUUGCAUUUGAGCUCCAACUUUAUUCCGUACAUUCCACGAGAUCUCUUUCAGCAGAACCGCAAUUUAACUUCGCUUAGUUUAGACAGCAACUGGUUGUCCGAUUUGGAACCAGGCACAUUCGAUAAAAGCACAAGUCUAAGAGAAAUCCGCCUGCACAAUAACCGACUGCAAGAUGUUCAUCUGGGCGUGUUUGAUCCGCUUCCCUUCCUUUUAGAACUGCACUUGCAAAAUAACCAGAUAGCAUCGAUAGAUUCGGGCGCUUUUCGCAGUUUACAAAGUCUCCAGCAUGUUAACCUGCAAGGGAACAUUAUCUCAAAACUCGGGGAUGUAUUCAUGCACGAGACUGGCUCUUUAGUCUCUAUACAAAUGGACCAUAAUAGAAUAACUUCUCUGCACAACGACUCCUUACGAGGUCAAUCUAGCGUACAAAUUAUGUGGCUUGGACACAAUCGGCUUUCGCGAUUAAACCGCGCCCUUUUUAAAGACCUACUGCUUAUCCAGAGACUUUACUUGACAAACAACACCAUCUCUUUUAUAGAAGAUAAAUCGUUCGAGCCGAUGCAGGCGCUUAAAUUCCUGGAUCUCAGUAUAAACCAAUUGAAAAAAAUUACAGUGACAACUUUUGCCGAGUUGCACGAUCUGGAAGAACUGUAUAUUUCAAACAAUUUAAUAGAAAAAAUCGAACCGUUUGCUCUUACUAACCUUAAAAAACUGAGAUAUCUGGAUUUGUCGUACAACCCGUUAGUUGUGUUGCAUGACGACAUAUUUCAAGAAAGAAUACCGAUACGUAUUUUGAAUCUUAUAAACUGUUCCAUAUCAAAAAUAGAAAGUGGCGCAUUUAAAGGACUUAACAACCUUAAUGAAUUAAAUCUGCAUUCCAAUGAGCUUUUACCGCAGGACCUAAAAUAUUUGGAUAUUCCAGGGUUAAGAGAGCUAAAACUGUCAAACAAUAACUUUAUUAAUAUAACAAGCCAAUGUUUAAACGGACUGCCUUCACUUCAAUCUUUAUUUUUGGAUAAUUGUCAUAUUGUGAACCUGCCAAAGGAUAUAUUUUCCAAAAACAAAAACCUUCUUAGAAUUGAUUUAAGUCAAAACAAUUUAAAGGAACUUAACCACGGUACAUUUGCUAACCUAAACAUCAUUAAAGAGUUAAAGUUAUCAGCAAAUGUAUUCACCGAACUGCCCUACACUGCCCUAUUAAAUAUUUCCACCAUGGAAACUCUUUCUUUCUCACACAAUCAAGUGGUAAGCUUAGAGAUUUCCAGACUUAACGGAUUGCCAAACUUAAGGGAAUUAGAUCUAAAAUAUAAUAUAAUUGCAACGAUUUCUGGAUUUGCAUCGGCUGAAUUGUCUCGACUUCAAACAGUGGAUUUAAGUGGAAACGCUUUAUCAGCAUUGCCAACCAAUUUUUUUUGUCAUUCCCCAAUCUUAAGAGUUUUAGAUUUAUCAUUUAAUCAAUUCAGGCAAAUUCCGAAUGCAGCGCUGUCUUUAAACAAUUUACCUGGAUUGGGUUGGUUGAACCUUACGGGAAAUCCAUUAACUGGCAUUUACGAAAUGGGUUCUAUACAUCGCUACCCUGCUUUAGAUGAAUUACACAUUACCAAUACGAAUUUAACAUUAAUUACCAGUAAGGAUUUUGAAGCCUUUCCAUUGUUGCUGCAUGUUUUCCUUGGACAAAACCGCAUAGAUCGCAUAUCCCCCGGAGCAUUUUCAACAGUACCGCAUUUACUGACCCUUGAUUUGGGGUACAAUGAAAUCGACUUAUUGCCUCAGGAACGUUUGCAAGGCCUACCAUACUUACGCCUGCUUAAUCUUACGCAUAACAAAUUAAAAGAUCUUGAAGAUUUUUCACAAGACUUAAGGUCUUUGCAAGUUUUAGACAUAUCGUAUAAUCAUUUGACUAGAUUAAGCAAAAAUACGUUCCAAUAUUUAGAUAGUCUAUCGGAGUUUUACCUCUACGGAAAUUGGAUUUCCUCAGUGUCAGGUGAUGCUUUUAAACCAAUGAAAAAACUACGUAUAUUAGAUCUUAGCAAAAAUUAUUUGGAACAAAUUCCCCUCAACGCAUUUCGUCCAUUAGAAACACAAAUUAGAAGUUUAAGAACAGAAGAAAAUCCUUUAUCCUGUAGCUGCGAUUCGCAAGAACUAUGGGAAUGGUUAAAAGAUCAUCAGAAACUGGUGAAGAAAACCAACACUUUGGAGCUUCGUUGUGAACAUCCUCCAGAGUUGCGUGGGAAAAUUUUCUUGGAUCUGGAACCAGAACAAUUCUGCGAUCAACCGAUAAUGGUCAAACUAGGAAUACAGGAUAUACAGCCUUUUUCAGUAAUAGUUUCGUGGCAAAGCCGAAACCAUUCAGGACUGCAUGGAUAUCAGGUCGCUUACUAUUCAUUAGAUACAAUUGAUGAGAUCCGUGGUAAAAUGUUGGACCGUUCGUCUCGCUCUCUAAAACUAAAAAAUCUUAAUUCAGACACGAUUUACAUGAUCUGCGUGCUGGCUUUGGGCAACUGGCCAUCCAAUGUUCCCCAAAAUCCGCAGUCACGUUUGGGGCAGAAACACCACGAAGAAAACUUAACUUCUUUCGAUGAAUUUGAGAUUUUAAGCGAAAACAUCCUGGGCUCUUUGGUGGAGUCUACCACCAGCAAAUGCACUAAAGUGACCACAUUGGGAGCGCCCGAUCUGCAAAUGGGACUUGGUGUUCUUCCUGAAAACAAUAUGGGACUCCAAUCCAUCUUAACCCGUCGUCUUGGCCUUAUCAUCGGCUGCUGCAUGGGUUUCGUAGUGUUCAUAGUUCUAGUGUCGGUUUUGGGUUACUUAAAGGUAAAAAAGCAGCGUCAAGCUGUUAAAAGAGAGCAACCCAUCCCCCCGGAAUACAUUUCUUACAGACAUUUUUCCAUUCAAAGUGGAGAAGCAACCGGGGGACAUCCUCAAUUCAUUACCAAUAUGGCCACCACUUCAUUAAAUUAA